This is a messenger RNA of Leptopilina boulardi, 2725 nucleotides long. It is a transcript of the gene ReepA, whose product is annotated as receptor expression-enhancing protein 1. Gene Ontology annotation, molecular function: microtubule binding. Gene Ontology annotation, cellular component: cytoplasmic microtubule; endoplasmic reticulum membrane; endoplasmic reticulum tubular network. The transcript is spliced from 5 exons. Gene Ontology annotation, biological process: endoplasmic reticulum tubular network organization. Bases 137 to 982 code for a protein of 281 amino acids. NCBI's taxonomy places the organism in Eukaryota, Metazoa, Arthropoda, Insecta, Hymenoptera, Figitidae. The record is from RefSeq and is a predicted model, not a curated record.
CAAGCGCAGGAGCAAGAGUCACAGCUGCCAGUUCAAAAUGGCUGACCUGUGAGCAGCGGUGCUAUAAUCAAACUCUACUUAAAACGUACGCUUUUAUAUUUCGUGUGUGUCUAGUUUUGUGUUUAAAUCUGCUAAUAUGAUAUCUUCGAUUGUCUCGCGAAUAGUCAUAUUGGUCUUUGGUACACUCUAUCCGGCAUAUGCGUCUUAUAAAGCAGUUCGAACGAAAAACGUCAAGGAAUACGUAAAAUGGAUGAUGUAUUGGAUUGUAUUUGCACUUUUCACGUGUGCCGAAACUUUCACAGAUGUAUUUUUUAGUUUUUGGUUUCCAUUUUACUAUGAGAUUAAGAUUGUUUUGGUACUUUGGCUGCUGAGUCCUGCGACAAAAGGCUCGAGCAUUCUUUAUCGUCGAUUCGUUCAUCCAGCAUUAAGUCGCCGUGAGGCAGAAAUUGAUGAAGCUCUUGCUCGUGCCACUGAACAGGGUUACACGGCUGUUUUGCAUUUAGGAAGCAAAGGUGUUAACUAUGCAACCACUGUUCUUAUGCAAACAGCGAUAAAGACUUUGCCGAAUGUCUCUCCAAAUGCUAUUAAGAAUAUCCUCCCUGCAAGCCAUUCAGAAUCGGCGCUUUCUAGCUUAGCCAGCCCUACGGGAUCACCAACGCUAAAGGAGUCAACGAAAGAUUCCCCCGACGGUGUACGCGUACGUCGACGACGAAUUAAAAGCGAUAAUGAUGCUGUGGUCAAGGAAAUUUCAUCAAACACUGAUUUUUCCACGGACGAGGAUUUUGAAAUGAAACUUGAAAAUGUGGAUAAUGAUGGUGAUGAUGAUGCUGUAUUCAAGGAUCCCGAUUUUAAAGUUCCCGGUAAAAGGACACGUAAAACAAAAAAAGAACGUGGACGAUCAACAUCGAGGAAACGACGUACCAGAUCGACAAAAGAUGAUAGAAGUGAUAUUGAUCUUAGCGAUAUUGUCAAUUCUAAUUAAUUAACGAAUCCAAUUUACUUGUCCACUUACAAAUGCAAGUUGUUUGGAUUUCGUUAAAAUGAAAUUUUUCUUGGUCAUGAUAUUAUAUGACUUAGAGUUUCUAAAUUCCAAGCAAUAUUUACACGCACAAACAAAAUAUAAGAAAAGAAAAUUGAUCUCAUUUUAGAUCAAAAAUAUUUUAUCACACAAUUUUUGAAUUUUUCUUUAUUUAUUUUUUUAAAUUUGCCAAAAAUUCAAGUUUUUUUUCUUCUUCAAUUUAGUUGAAUUUAAAUUUUUAGUAAAUUUAAAUUAAAGUAAUGUAAUUAUAAUUUUUGUGUCUUUAGAUUAUUUUAAGUAUAUUUAUCUAACGACCAAUUGGAAUAAUUUUCUUUUCAAGAUUCUUGUUCUCAUCAUGAAUGAGAUAAAAGAAAAAAUUAUAAAUAAUUAUCUAUAUGUGAUAGUAAAAAUUUCGGUUAAAUUGUAAAGUUUGUUAUAAUAAUUAAUCCCUAAGAUAAAUGGGAUAUAAGAAUUAAUUUGAUACAUGAAAAUCAAGUAAUCAUUUCACGACUCUAAAAAUUGUUUUUAGUUCUUUGAAAUAUUUACUUUUUUUUAGAAUUUAUACUUUUUUUUUAGAAAAAUAACUUUAUCAGAGUCAUUAUUGAAAGAUUACUUUCUGAUUUAUCGUAUACUUUAUGUAAAAGAAAAAAAUACCAAUUAAUCAAAUCAAAAAUUAAUUUAUAGAUUUGCAGGCUCAAAUUCAAACAAAGAGAAAUUUAAAGUAUUUACUUUAUGAUUUUUUGAGAGUGCAUAUAGAAAGACUGAUAUUAACGAGUGAACUGAAUUUAUUUUAAAACAUUCCCUCGAAAAAUUUACAUAUUAUUUGGAUUUAUUUGUAGUUAAAUUUUCUAAAUUAAUUUUUUUGUUUAAAUCAUAUUUCUAUUUCAGAUCCAGAAAAAAACAAUCAAUUGAAAAUUGAUUGAUUUAGAUUCAAAGUUUAGUUAUUUUAUUUUACUAAAAUUCGUAGAACAAAGUUCUUUGCGAGCAAAUACUUUUAUCUGAAUUUUUUACAUUUGGAAAAAAAAUUGAAAAUUAUGAUCACGAAUGUUUCAAAAUAAAUUAAGUUUUGCGUUUCAUACCACUUACCGGUCACAAUUAUUUUUUAUUCAUUAUUAUUAUUAUUAUUAUUAUUAUUAUUAUUAUUAUUAUAUUAUUAUUAAUAUUAUUAUUGUUGGCGAAAUAAUCUUUCUUGAUUCUAAUUAAAUUACGGGAAUCAUACGAAAAUAUGUUAUAUAUUUCAUAUUUAUUCUAUUGGCGCUUUAUUUAAUUAUAUAUAAUUAUAUGAAAUGGAAUUUAUUAAAGAAUUAUUGUACAUUUUUGUUUACGGGAGCACUGAUUGAAGAAUAUUUUUGGCCUUAUUUAAAUUUUUAGCGACAAUUGUUCACGUGCUUAUAUAUUUUCCUUUUUUUCCUCGUGUCUAUUUCCAAAUUAAUUCGGUAUUUAAAGACGAAUUAGACAAAAGUAACAAGUGCCAUUUUUGUGCCUUUUUGCAAUACCAUACGUCUUUUAAUGUCUCUUAAGUCCUUUACUUUAAAAAGAAUCGCUUAUUGUCGCUAUUUUUCGCGUAUAUUUGUAUAAAGCGUUUCUUUUUAUGAAUAUUAACUGGUCAUCAUUUAGUUUUUAAGAAGUUUUUAUACCUGAUCCCAAAGAUCUUGAGAAAUACGAGUGUUUUCUUUUUUUUGUGAAUAAAUGCAUUUACAUAAUUAA